AUGUCACUCUCCUCGCGGAUGUAUGCGCGCUCACCGAAUUUCUGCUUUCUGAUUUGCUACCUGACGACACCAGCGACCUACUUCGCCCACACCCAUCAAGUCCCAACGCAAUCCCUGUAUAGCCUCUCGCCGUGCGAGCAAACGAUGAUCCUGGUGAAACUAAUCCUCGACCUCCUGCUCCACCAAGCCCAAAAGCCUUUCCCCCUA
Molecule: messenger RNA, 207 nt
Organism: Iphiclides podalirius (scarce swallowtail)
Lineage: Eukaryota; Metazoa; Arthropoda; Insecta; Lepidoptera; Papilionidae
Source: the annotation of a GenBank genome assembly